Molecule: messenger RNA, 2748 nt
Organism: Exophiala bonariae
Lineage: Eukaryota; Fungi; Ascomycota; Eurotiomycetes; Chaetothyriales; Herpotrichiellaceae
Exons: 1
Coding region: 1-2748 (915 amino acids)
Biological process (GO): DNA replication; DNA repair
Cellular component (GO): Slx1-Slx4 complex; nucleus
Molecular function (GO): 5'-flap endonuclease activity
Source: RefSeq, a predicted model, not a curated record
AUGGCGACAAUCAGCCUUCUAUCUUCCUCGCCACCCAGACCAUUUGCCCAUUCACCAACUCCCGCUGCUAGUUCUCCUUCAUUACCUUCGCCCAGCGCCUUUCUACGCGAUGCCUCGGCAGGACCUUUGCGUUUUAAGGCCGCAGACAAAACAAGAGAUAGGUUCUCAAAUGGCUUCACCAGUGCCCGUUCAAUGCUUCAGCCCAAGAUGGGUGCAGAGAACGUCUCCUUGGGUUCACCUGGACGGACGAGAUUCAAACAAUUAGACAAAAAGUCUUCAAUAGACCCUUCGCUAACGACGCAAACCAGCACCUCAGUGUGCUGUGGCCUAUUUCCGCAGCCCUCACCUUCUAAGCACUUUGUUGACCGAGAUUCCAUCGAUGUUGAAACAGGCAAAACGACACAACCAUCGGAAAAGCGCGUAAACAUCGACCCUCAGACCAUAUCGACUGCACAGUUGAGUACAAUUCUUUCUGAUGAGCCUGACGUCCACUCGAGUUCCAGAAGCCAGCAGAUGGCCAAGGUGAUACCAAGGAAAUCGGAUUGGACCCCGGUCAAACCAACCAUUGAAGAAUUAGAAGGAGCACAGAAUCGGUCCAUUACAUUCUCAGAAAAUCUUCUGCAAAGUUUCGCGUUUCAAGGUUGUGCGAGGGAUGGCAAAUCAGAGGGAGAUGUUGUUACAGGAGUGUCAACGAAAAGACGCCGCAUUGAGCUAGUUCAGACAACAAAUCCACAAAGCACAAUAUCUUUACCUAUCGUCAAAAUUGGAGCCCCUUCAAAGCCUGAGAAAGCCGCCACGAAGAAAAGAAACAAGUCUCCUGCUAAGAAACCCCUUACCAUCACCGGUCUGGCGACUACAAACUAUGGCGAGGAGUAUCUCAACCAAGGAAAAGUUUCGCCCAUGGUGCAGUUUCUAACCUCAACACAGGUUGGUGCCACCGAAGGUGAUCCUCCAAACGAAGGGACCACUAAGAGAGCCACAAAGCCAAAAGCUGGCUCGAAGAAAAAUCGGGUUUCCAAGAAGAUACCUCCCAAAAGUCGUCUAGUCUCUCCCACAUCCGCUAUGAAGUCACUGAUUGAUCAAGACACGAUAUUUGGCUCUGCAAGCCAGCUUGCUCGUGAAGAGUCUCCGACCUUGAUUCGUGAUACUAUUGAAGCGACAAAACAAUCCGAAUUGAUCCUCUCGUCUGAUAGCAUUUCUCCACAAAAGUCACAAGCGCUGUCAAUUGGGACGAUCUCACCCCAGAUACGUAAGGGUACGAGUCGUUUUGUGAAACGCCGAAAUCUCUGGGGUGCAGCCGGAAGGGACGAGGAUAAUGCACUUCUACACGUCGACACCAUAGACCUCAGUGAUUCUCCCGCAAUUCGUUUCGCGUUUGCUGGAAAAGAUGCACUCCUUCUACCAGCUCAUGCUGUUGGUGAAAAUGAUGCAUCUCUGUACUCAGGAGGACUUCAAACAUGUCAAACACCUUUGGCCAGCAAAGGAACCCUACUCGUCGAUAUCGAUGACUUCGCAACGCCAGCACCGAAGUCUAUGAAACCACCUAACGCGCUACAAGUAAGAGCAUAUCAUACUUCAGUUUCCCUGGAAGCACCAAGAAAGUCUCCUUCGCAUCCGCCUGCGACAGCGGAGGAGCCAGCGACCAAAAAGGUCACGAAAGCGAAAGCCAAGUCCGUGCCUGCGAAGCCGUCCUACGCUGGCUUUUCGGACCAUGACUUGCAGCGACAGAUAUCAGCAUAUGGCUUUAAGCCAGUAAAGAAACGCGAGAAGAUGGUCGAACUCCUCGAUAUGUGCUGGGAGGAUAAGUACGGUACUCAGAAGGAAGAGGAGCAAAACCUCAACGUGGAUGGAGACCAGGAUAUCGCAGCUUUGACACAUGCAGACUUCUUGGGUAAGGUCCACGAUAUUGCUGCUCGUCCUGUCCCCAAGGUCAAAAAGCCCAGAGCAAAGCGAAAGUCGGAGAGCGAGAAAGCCACGACCCCGAAGGAACCAAAGAAGAGGAAGAAGGCUGAGCCGAAAGCAAAAGGCGAACCCAAAGUAAAAGCUGUGAAGGAAAAGACGCCCAAAAAGCCAAGUGCCACGGCUGCCAAAGCUAAGGCAAAGCGCAAGGCAUCAGAGCUAUCCGAAGAAUAUGUUCUUGACAUUGAUGACAUCAAUGAACCGGCUACAGCAGCCACAAUAGCUCAGGUCUCGGAGCCUCCCACCGAAAUCACUGCAAAGAAAAGCAGGGUCGUCAAAGCAUCAAAACGUUCGAAGCUGUUAAAAACCCCGACGCGCACAAUUCGUCAUGAGAUACUCUCAUCACAAGCGUCCGAAGCAUUCCAAGAAGCGCAAAUCCCAGAGCACAUCGAUUUCAUCCUCGCACCCAACGAGAAACCGAACCAACCGGUCUCACCAGCACAAACCCCUCCUCUGCCAGACAUACAAUCCCAGAUCCGCGCCGCAAUCACAUUCAAACCCCACUCUUCCUCACCGUCAACAAACACCAUCACGACGUCCAAAUCACCGAAAUCCAAGAACAAAGCGUCGUCAAGCUCCGGCAUAGUACCAACCUGGCACGAGAAGAUCCUCAUGUAUGAUCCGAUUGUAUUGGAAGAUCUGACAGCCUGGCUCAACACAACGGGCUUUCAGGCCAUCAACGAAGACCGUGAGGUCAGUGCGUUGGAUGUACGCGACUGGUGUGAGGCGAACGGCGUCUGCUGCUAUGGUCUCGGUGGAGGGUGGAGGGGCACGAAUACGAAGAAAUGA